UUUCAGUGUGAAAAAAAUAUCAGUUUUAAUAUUAUUUUAUAAACGAAUAGUUUUCUUGUAUAUAAAUCGGAGAACGUGUAAAAUAACUUAUGGAUGUUUAUCCGUUACCGGUGAAUCGAAGAAUCUUAUUGGUCCAUUCUUCUGUACCAUUUGUGAAAAAUGUCAGACGACGUGGCUGAUGAAAGAUGGAACCCGUACCACAUAAUGUAGCUUAAAAUUUUGUAAGAUCACGAAAUGUCAUAUAAAAUUAUUCGUUUAUAAAAGUGUUUUUAAGCAACUAGUUUUUUAUUGUAUUGUUGAUAAUUUAUUUAAUGUUAUAAACGUAUUACUUUUGUCGUAACUAUGGGGCUAUGCAAGUGUCCGAAAAGAAGAGUUACAAAUCUGUUUUGUUUUGAACACCGUGUCAAUGUUUGUGAACAUUGCAUGGUUACGAACCAUCCAAAGUGUAUUGUUCAAUCGUAUAUUUUGUGGCUACAUGACCAUGAUUACAAUCCAGUAUGUACAUUAUGCUCAGUAAAUUUAAGUGAAGGAGAUUGUGUUCGGCUAACAUGUUAUCACAUGUAUCAUUGGGCAUGUUUGGACAAAUAUGCCAGGGAAUUACCAGAAACUACAGCACCAGCAGGAUACACAUGUCCAACUUGCAAGGAACGCAUAUUUCCUGACUCAAAAUUGGUUUCUCCUGUGGCAGAUGUGUUGAGAGAAAAGUUAGCAGGAGUAAAUUGGGCAAGAGCUGGUUUAGGUUUACCUUUGCUCAGUGAAGACAGAGAGCAAAAACCAGAACAGGAGCAUCCUUCAUUGAGAAUUGAGACCACUUCGUAUCAGAACCACACACUAACAACUUCAUCACCAUCAACUGCUACAUCACGUUCUGUUAGCAAUGUUAACUCAGUUCAUACUAACAUAAAUAAUGUGCAUUUAAAUAAUCAAAAGGUUGGGCCACCUUAUUCAAUUGUAAAUAUCGAUUCAUCCAUGGGAUUGUCACAGUCAACAUCAAGAAAAGUUUGCGAAGCAUAUGACGAUCCAAAAGAAAUAUCAUUUGAUCAUGAUGAAAAUAAAUACAGAAGAAAGCCUGCCAUUGAAUGGUUCUUAAGGUGGUGGAAGUUGAUAGUUAGCCCACCAACGCGACGUAGAAAUACACCCAGUCCGCAAUACAGGAGAUAUACGGUGCUAGGAAUCAUGGUAAUAUUAGCUUUCAUUGGAAUGUUAAUUUUAUUCUCGUGGCUUGGACGAAUAGCUACAGACGGCGAUCCAAGUUACGAUCUUCGCGCAGAUCCGAACAUUUUAGUUGCUGAUAAACCCGCUGGUAUUUAAUAUACUCCACAUUUCAAAAUGAUGUUUGAAGAAAAUUGUAGGAGUACCACGUAAACGAAGACGUAUAAUACAUAUGAGAAUAAUAAAUGAAGCUUGUAAGAUAAUGUAAUAAUUUUGGAUUAUAGUCGAACGAAUAUGUAUUCACUGUCUUAUGAUUUCAUUCUAAAGAAAUAACUAGCAUAAGAUAUAGUAUACUGCUAACCAAUAUUUGUUAAUUUUUAUGUAAAGUAUGCCUUAAUAUUAAGCUGUAUAUUUCACUCUGUAAAGACUUAUAAAUUUACAAGAAAUUUUGUGUAAUGAUUA
Messenger RNA from Bombus terrestris (buff-tailed bumblebee), 1614 nucleotides. RefSeq names its product zinc finger protein-like 1. The transcript is spliced from 3 exons. The record is from RefSeq and is a predicted model, not a curated record. Lineage: Eukaryota; Metazoa; Arthropoda; Insecta; Hymenoptera; Apidae. The coding region runs from base 343 to 1311 and encodes 322 amino acids. Gene Ontology annotation, cellular component: Golgi apparatus.